Mangifera indica (mango) is the source of this 1058-nucleotide messenger RNA. RefSeq names its product NAC domain-containing protein 83-like. The transcript is spliced from 3 exons. The record is from RefSeq and is a predicted model, not a curated record. Gene Ontology annotation, biological process: regulation of DNA-templated transcription. Gene Ontology annotation, molecular function: DNA binding. Bases 114 to 806 code for a protein of 230 amino acids. Lineage: Eukaryota; Viridiplantae; Streptophyta; Magnoliopsida; Sapindales; Anacardiaceae.
AUGCACUAUAAAUAUUCGUAACAUUAAUGUUGCUUGGUGUGCCUUAGCUGAAGCUGACAGAGAAUAGUCUGAGCUUAAAAUUUCGAGAAAAAUAACGUAAACUUGACGUUAACAUGGACAGAUUUCCUUUUGUUAGAGAUAAUGGCGUCGUCAGAUUGCCUCCUGGUUUCCGCUUCCAGCCAACUGAUGAAGAGCUUCUCUUCCAAUAUCUAAAAUGUAAGAUUUUUUCCAGCUCCUUGCCCGCUCCAAUCAUUCCAGAGAUUAAUAUCUACAAGUACGAUCCCUGGGAUUUGCCAGGUAACUUGGAGCAGGAAAGGUACUUUUUCAGCAACAAGGAAACAAAGUAUCCAAAUGGAAGCCGAAUCAAUCGAGCCACUGCUUCUGGUUAUUGGAAAGCAACAGGCGUAGAUAAACAAAUCGUAUCUUCGAGCAGGAAUAAUCAAAUGAUGGGAAUGAAAAAAACUCUGGUAUUCUACAGAGGGAAAUCUCCGAACGAAUCCAAAACUGACUGGAUAAUGCAUGAAUAUCGCCUUGUUAGUGCAGGAACUUCACCUUCAAAUUUCUCCUCAGCCCAGAAUUAUUCAAACCAAAUGGAAAAUUGGGUCAUUUGUCGCGUAUUUAUGAAGAAAAAAAGCACGAAAGACGGCAAUGUACAAACUCGUAACAGCAUGGUGGCUCGUCAGCCUCAACUCCACGACUUUAUGAUGAGAGACAAGAGAAGUUCAGGGCCUGCCAUCUCUUCCGCAUCGUCGUCUUCAAGCUCUGGAGGCAUGAGUGAGGUCUCUUCGAAUGGGUCAACCAUAUGAUUGGGAAGGAAGUAGUAGCCGCAAUGUUUUUCUAAACCUUGUGUGCUGUACUGAUAAAGAGUUACAAAACUUUUUCUCUUUAAUGGUUUUAAUGUCUUGUCUCCCCUACGUCCAUUGGAAAGGAAAUGAACACAUGCGAAGAAAUUUUAAUGUGAAUGAUCAGACGGUUGAAUUAAAUCUCUGUAAUUAAUCAUUUAGAUAUUGUUAUUUCUGCUUCCAGUGUUAUGCUAAUUUAAUUUGAUCAAGGCAAAA